This is a messenger RNA of Rubroshorea leprosula, 1151 nucleotides long. The record is from the annotation of a GenBank genome assembly. NCBI's taxonomy places the organism in Eukaryota, Viridiplantae, Streptophyta, Magnoliopsida, Malvales, Dipterocarpaceae.
CCCCAAACAACUUCUCUCCUUUUAAACGAAAAAGUUUCACUCCUUAAUUUUAAUUCAUACCACCCCAUCAAACACAAACAGAGAUAAUCAAAUCUCAGACGAACACGAUAGAUCUAUCGAUCCAUGGAUGUGCCGACCUCAUGGGAUGCCCUACGCAAACAGGCAAGAAAACUUGAAGCUCAGUUGGAUGAGCAGAUGAAUUCGUAUCGUAAGGUUGUUUCCUCCAAGGCUUCGGUGAAAGUUGAUGCUGCUGAAAAUGAUCUUGAAUCUGGGAUAGACAGACUACUAAAACAGCUCCAGCAAGUAAACAUGCAAAUGAAGGACUGGGUAUCAUCUGGGGGAUCUGAAAUGGUUUCUCACACCUUGACACGGCAUCAAGAAAUUCUUCAAGAUCUCACUCAGGAGUUCCAUCGGCUCCGCUCUAGCCUUAGAGCUAAGCAAGAACAUGCUUCACUUCUUGAGGAUUUUAGGGAGUUUGAUAGGACACGAUUAGACUUGGAAGAUGGUGUUGGUUCUACUGAGCAAGCUCUUCUUAGGGAGCAUGCCGCCAUUAACCGGAGUACGGGACAGAUGGAUAAUGUGAUUUCUCAAGCUCAAGCAACACUUGGUACUCUUGUCCUUCAACGUUCUACUUUUGGUGGCAUCAAUUCAAAGCUGAGCAAUGUCGGCAGCCGCCUACCAUCCGUAUGAAAUUUUCCUGUCAACUAUACUUCUUUACUUCUCUUUCAGCUUACCUACUUUUAUGGUUACUCAUUUUUGCUGGCUUUUCUUUGCCUGUACUUUAUGUUUCAACCAAUACACUGUCUUGGCACAAUGAUGCAGGUAAAUCAUAUUCUGUCAGCAAUAAAGAGGAAAAAGUCCAUGGAUACCAUCAUCCUAUCCCUAGUUGCAUCUGUAUGCACAUUUCUCAUCUUUAUCUACUGGUUGACCAAGUGAAGAUGUAGUGGUUUUGGGGAAAGGCUGCCACCUCGUUUCUGGGGUUCAGGGCUAUUGUUUUGCUUUGUAAUGGUGGGUAGUGCGUUUAUAUUUCUUCAUUUGUGUAACAAUAUGGAAUGCCUACUAGUAAAAGGUACACACAGUAUUAAUAUACUCAUAUUCUUGUAUCAUCAAUGUUUAAACUGGAAAGUUGCAAAUAAAAGAGAUUGUUUCCA